AACCACCUGUUAUGGCCCAACAUGUCAAAAUUUAGCCUACUUAUCAUAUAGAUAAGUCUAAGACAAUGAGAAUUUUCUCAUUAGUGAGUGACUAAGCAGCUACAGUCGGUUAAACAGACAAAAUUGUCUCAUACACCAAACCAUGAGUUGGAGGAGUAACACCUGAAAGCGUCAAAGAUGCGGCUUUAUGUAAGGAUCAUCUUAUCUCAAUUUUUGGAGAGACCAACGAUGCUAACGUGGCUUGUAUGAAACACAUCCCCAUAUCAGACGCCCGAAAAAAGGGUCUUAAGGCUUUUGUUUUAAGAUGUCUUUUUCUCGGGUGUAGAUGAGGGCGACAAGGUAUCAACGGUGUACCUGCUUGUGUUAUGUUCUAUCAAUAGCACCUAACCUAUGUCUAUUUUAGCGGACCGUGCUCCACCCCAAUUCGCUAUCCCGGUCACGAUUUUCCUACCUCCGAGAGAAAGCCCCUUCCCUUUUUUGACCGGUAGUGGGCAUCAUGGGUGAGAAGAAAUUCUAACACUCCAAUACCGUGUGAUUAAUAGCCAUACGCAGACAAGCUCUAAUCCUCUGAGCUACCGGCCCUGCCCCAUCUCCAGUCUCCACUGCAGUACCCUAUUUGCGGCCUCAUUGAAAGUAACAUACCUUUUGUUAUUAGAGUAUGUGUAGUACGAGCCGUAUUAUCUAGUACCGUUAUGUAAUUUAUCAUAGUUAUAUUCCUUAUCGGACUCGUAUAAGUUAUGUAAUUUUCGUAUUAGUAUUAGGGUUAUUUUCAUGGUCUAUGAAAUCGUACCGUACCGGCGGUUCAACCAUAAAAUACUAGUAUCGUAGGCUAAACCGAUAAGCGGUGUUUAACGGUACUAACGAUUAAACCACGGUUUUGCCAUUAAAAAAAAAUAGAAAACUCAAACCCUGCAGUUGUAAAUCUUGUCGAAUAACUAUGACGAUAGAUCCAACAAAAAAACAGCACACUUCACCUUACUACAUAGGUUGAUGUUUACUUAGAGAAAAUAGUUAACUACAACAUAUGCCUGUUUCGAUGGAGAUUUCAAGGACCAGCAAUUAAUUAAAGAUCAAACAACUUUUGCAAAACCUUUUAAAAAUCUCCCCACCAAUUUCCGUACAUUGUAUCCCUUUGUUUCAGGCCUUCUCCCUCCUCCCUCUAAAUGAAGACAAUUAGCUCAUCAUCAUCACCAUGGACCCUUCUGGUCUUCUCCUCCCUCUGUCACUUACUACUUCUGCACAAUGCUUCUUCUCAACUAGGUAAACGCAUACCAUCAACUUGCUUCUUAAUUACCCGCGUCCGUCAAAAGCCAGCCUAGCUAGCUGGUGACGAGGAAAUUUAACGACGACAUCAUAUAUCGCGGUAGUACUUGUACAUGAUCCACGACUUAAUCUCUCUUCAACAACUCGAAUUAUUCGGACCAACUGGUUAUAUAACCGCUUGUUUAAUUACAGAUAUGCUCCUAUGGACGAACAUCGACUGCGGCAACGAGGACCUGCCGCCCAUCGGCCUGGACCUCCUGAUCUGGCACCUCGACACCAACUACACAACCACGGGGAUCAAAGCCCGCCUCUCCAUCCCAACGCCACGGCCGGAGCUCGACACCCUCCGCUUCUUCCCCGACGCCACCGCGAAAAACUGCUACGCCGUCCCGUCCGUGAAGCUGAGCCUCAAGUACCUGGUCCGCGCCGGGUUCUACUACGGCAACUACGACGCGUACGGGCGGCCGCCGACGUUCGACGUUUACCUCGACGGAAGGAAGUGGACGACGGUGAACACAACGACGGCGCAGGGGGUGGUGUAUUACGAGGCGGUGUAUGUGACUCAGGGGAAGGAUGAGAUCGAGCUGUGUUUGGUUCAGACGAGGAGCGGGGAGGUGCCGUUUGUUUCGUCGGUGGAGAUGGUGCCGCUGUGGAAUGGGUUGUACAGUGAGAUGGGGAACGAGGAGAGCUUUGCGCUUGUGGCUCGGACUAAUCUUGGCGGUCCCGAGAUCAGGAACGGGAUCAUCACCGGCGAAUGGCACAACCGCAUAUGGACACGUGGACCCGACCCACCAAACACCACCGUCGCCGCCACCGUGGCACCUCUCCCUCUCCUUACUCCAACAGAAAACGAGCCUCCGCCCGCCGCGUUGUCCGACUCCGUCCAAUCCAGCAACGCCCAAUACACCAUCUCCCUCACCGUCGACAUCCCCAAAUCAACUUCCAACCAACAAACGGCGGCAUACCUCGUACUCUACUUCACGGAGCUGCUAAUCCGACCAAAACUCGACGACACGAGGGUCAUGGACGUCUACGUGGACGGCAAGAUGACGGCGUCAGUGGAGGCCGAGCUCACGAAAUGCAAAGUGGUCACGGUGUACCCGAUUGCCGUCCAGCCGGAUGCGGUCAGCAUCAACGUCACGCUUGCGAAGUCGAAUUCCUCGACGUUGCCGCCGAUGGUCAGCGCGAUGGAGGUGUUUACGAGGAUCGAGAGCUCCGGCGCCGGCGCCGGAGGGGGUGGGUCAAAAUCGACCGGCGGCGGCGGGAGAAGGCGUCUCGUUGUGGCGUCGUGUGCGGUUGUCGUCCAUGUUGUCUCCAUUUUGUUCAUUUCUCUGUUUUAGUUGCUAAUAAUUUUCCCCCCUCUAUUUUUACACAAAAUUAAAGACAUUGAUCAUCUCAUAUUCUCACUAUCUUUAAUUUUGAUGUUUUCACAUUUCUGAACAAAUAAAAAGUCAAAAUAACAUUAGAAUUGCGUA
Messenger RNA from Linum trigynum, 2738 nucleotides. The record is from the annotation of a GenBank genome assembly. NCBI's taxonomy places the organism in Eukaryota, Viridiplantae, Streptophyta, Magnoliopsida, Malpighiales, Linaceae.